Messenger RNA from Xyrauchen texanus (razorback sucker), 2317 nucleotides. Its product is annotated as N6-adenosine-methyltransferase non-catalytic subunit. The record is from RefSeq and is a predicted model, not a curated record. Lineage: Eukaryota; Metazoa; Chordata; Actinopteri; Cypriniformes; Catostomidae. Gene Ontology annotation, molecular function: mRNA binding. The coding region runs from base 77 to 1444 and encodes 455 amino acids. Gene Ontology annotation, cellular component: nucleus; RNA N6-methyladenosine methyltransferase complex. The transcript is spliced from 11 exons.
UGCGACCGUUCCACAAGUUAAGGUUUUCAGUGAAUUUGUGCCACCUUUCAUUUUCUUGUGUAUUAUUAUUAUUGACAUGGAUAGCCGGUUGCAAGAAAUCCGGGAAAGGCAGAAGCUCAGACGGCAGCUUCUUGCACAACAGCUUGGGGCAGACAGUCCCGACAGCAUCGGCGCUGUUCUCAACAGUAAAGAUGAACAAAAAGAGAUCGAGGAGACCAGAGAAACAUGCAGGGCAUCAUUUGACAGAUCAGUCCCCUGUGCUAAAAGAAAGUGCCAAAAUGAGGAUGAGGAUCUAGAGGAGGACGUGGUGGAGCAAAGGGAAGUUGUUGAGCCCCAGCAGUUGGAGGAGAGCGGGCCAUAUGAAGAGGUGUACAAAGACUCCAGCACUUUCCUUAAGGGCACCCAGAGUCUUAAUCCGCACAAUGAUUAUUGCCAACACUUUGUGGACACAGGUCAUAGACCUCAAAAUUUUAUCAGAGAUGGAGGUUUGGCUGACAGAUUUGAGGAGUACCCCAAACAAAGAGAGCUCAUCCGACUAAAAGAUGAGCUCAUCUCUGCCACCAACACCCCACCCAUGUAUCUUCAAGCAGAUCUGGACAACUUUGAUCUGAGAGAUCUGAACUGUAAAUUUGAUGCAAUUCUGAUAGAGCCUCCAUUAGAGGAGUAUUACAGAGAGUCAGGCAUAAUUGCCAAUGAACGCUUCUGGACCUGGGACGAUAUCAUGAAGCUGGAUAUAGAGGAAAUCUCUUCUAUCCGCUCUUUUGUUUUCCUGUGGUGUGGAUCAGGAGAAGGCCUUGAUCUAGGCAGAAUGUGUCUGAGGAAGUGGGGCUUCAGGCGAUGUGAAGACAUUUGUUGGAUCAAAACCAACAAAAACAACCCUGGCAAGACCAAAACACUGGAUCCUAAAGCCGUGUUCCAAAGAACCAAGGAGCACUGUCUGAUGGGCAUCAAGGGCACAGUUAGACGCAGCACAGAUGGCGAUUUCAUUCAUGCUAAUGUGGAUAUAGACCUGAUCAUUACAGAGGAGCCAGAGAUGGGCAAUAUUGAGAAGCCAGUGGAAAUUUUCCACAUCAUUGAACAUUUCUGCAUGGGCCGUCGACGGCUCCACCUGUUUGGCAGGGACAGCACCAUCAGGCCAGGUUGGUUGACUGUGGGCCCCACCCUGACCAAUAGCAACUUCAACGCAGAAGCUUACUCCACACACUUUAGUGAGCCCAACUCUUACUUGUCUGGUUGUACUGAGGAAAUCGAGAGACUUCGCCCCAAAUCUCCAACUUCUAAAAACAAGGCAGAGAGAGGUGGGGGGGCACCACGUGGAGGAAGGGGCGGUCCCUCCAUAGGAAGAGGAGAUCGCGGUCGAGAGCGAAACCGACUAAACUUCCGUGGAGAUCGAGGUGGAUUCAGAGGCCGUGGAGGCCCACAUCGUGGUUUCCCUCCUCGAUAGUGCACAACAUGCCUUCUUUAAUGUGACGAAAAGUUUUAUGACAUCUGGAUCUGAUAUUUUUGUGCUUGAAAUUCAAAAAUGAGUUGUUGCCUUCCAUUGGAUUGGUGUUGUUUGGGUAGUGUAUUGUAAAAGAGGUUAUAAGCGGGAAUCUUUUUGAAUGGCUAGCGUACAGACUCAUUCCUCUAUGAUUUUUGUGUUAAGUCACAUGAUUACUCAUGUCAAAUUCAUUGUAAGCGCUUUAUUCAACCUCAUGACUCAUUAAACCCACAUUUUAUAAUGAAAAACUGAAAGCAUUAUGACAUAAUUUUUUUAUUCUGGGUUACUAACAGUCACAUAGGACCUGGAAAUAUCAGAUCAUUUUUAAAUCAUGUUAUUCAGGCCUGGAAAAGUCCUAGAAAAAUUGUCCCUAGAAAAGAUUAGUAGUUAUGCUCUUUUCUAAAGUAUGUCAUCAGCAAGAUAUUGCUCUUAAAAUGUGACUAAAAUCUAUAGUGCUGCCUAAUUUGCGAGCGCAUUGCUCUUUUGAGUCUGUACUUUUUAAAGAAUUAGUUAAACAAUUUGGUAUUAUUGAUAAUUUAGCGAAUUUCUCUGAAUUUUAAUUAACCAGUUAUCACAAAUGUUUUCCAAAAGUCAUGGAAAUUCAAUGGUCAAAAAGUGCAGGAACCCUGUUUAUUACUAUUUGUUUGUACAUUUCCAUGUUUUGAUUGGUGUGUCAAACAUCUCGUAUUAAUAUCAGAUAUUCCAACUUCCUGUCUGUCCUGUGGUGGGCAGCAGAACUGAGUUUUGUGAUCAUUGUUGUCAAAGAAGCUUAUUGCUUGCAGUGUUAAUUAAAUGUAUAAUUACUGUCUUUUGCAGUGAAUAAAAACAGAGACCAUU